Molecule: messenger RNA, 735 nt
Organism: Staurois parvus
Lineage: Eukaryota; Metazoa; Chordata; Amphibia; Anura; Ranidae
Source: the annotation of a GenBank genome assembly
AUGAGAAUGGCGGCGUACUUGGCGGUGGCGCUGGUUGUGCUGAGUGUCAUCGUGGAGGCGGAGCGUUCCACCAACAGAGAGGCUCAGAGGCCCGCCCCUGCGGAGCCCAUUAGGAGGCGGGGCACUGUGAAUCAGCGGGGGCGGAAGAAGACGAUCUGGUCCUAUAAUCCCGGACACCGAUCCCUGGCCUUCCUGGUUGCAGGAGAAGUAGAAGUGGUUUCCCCUCCCCCAGUGGAUUCGGUGACCGGAGUGGAGUAUCGAUGCCUCGGAUGCUGCGGAGAGAGAGCGCUGGUUGGGGGUAAAAGCACCUCCAGCCCGAGGCCAUCGAACAGAGUCGGUCGGAUCGUCCUGCGCCCCGAUGGUUUAGCUGUGAUUGGAACGGAACCGAAUUCUGUGAAUGACCGGUGCCUGGGCUGCUGCGAGGACAAUGGAGUGACUACGAGCGGCACCACCACCACCACCACCACUACUGCCACCACCACCAAGGCCAGGAGGGUCAUGAAGAUCCCGAUAACGGGCAGGCAGCGGGCGUGGCAGGCACGGCGUGGAGCGCCCUAUGAGAACCCAAACUGGAGAUUCGAAUCUUCCAGCUCCAGUGAAGAGAUCUCCAUGGUCAGACGUCCUCCACCGCGCAGCAGAUUUCAGCCAAUCAGAAGCAGAGGCUGCGACCAUCAUGGCUGCAGAUCUCCACUUGGGUCAGUUGUGGAUGAUUCCAGCUCCAGUGAGGAGGACUGA